This is a messenger RNA of Penaeus vannamei (Pacific white shrimp), 1846 nucleotides long. Lineage: Eukaryota; Metazoa; Arthropoda; Malacostraca; Decapoda; Penaeidae. The record is from RefSeq and is a predicted model, not a curated record.
UCGAGUGUUAAGAUUUGAUCAGUCACAAGCUGCGGUGAUCUGAGUGAACAUGUCUGACUGAUGGUCUUGUAAAAUCAGUACAAACAGAGGCAACAGUUAAAAUGGCGUCCAGCCUAAACCUCACCGAUCACAUGCAGGAAGUGGGAAAGGAGGGAAUUUACGUUGUUGAAGAUGAACGGAGGAAGUCAGCGGGCAGCACGAAUGGAGAGGAAAAAGAACGCUGGGCCGCCCGCUACACCUUAGUGGUGCUCAUGUUCCUGGGUCUCGGCGUCGAAUACUCCCUUCGCGUGAACCUCUCCAUAGCCAUCGUGGCCAUGGCGGGGACCACGAAGACCUCCGGCAGCGGCAACUCCAGCGGCGACGUGUGUCCGGUUAAGGGGAAUGCGACCGAUGGCGAGGAUCAGAAUAUCGAAGGCGAGUUCGACUGGGACGAGCCCACCCAAGGCCUCAUCCUGGGGGCGUUCUUCUACGGGUACACGUGCACCAACCUCCUGGGCGGGCGGGCGUCGGAGUACCUCGGUGGGCGGCUCGUCCUGGGUCUCGGGGCGGUCUUGUCCUCCUGCAUCGCCCUCCUGUCCCCUCUCUGCGCCAGGACCUCCACGGGGCUCUUCGUGGCGUCCCGGGUCGCCAUGGGGAUCGCUCAGGGGGUGUCGUUACCUGCAGUGAAUUCGAUCAUGGCGACCUGGUUUCCUCCCGAAGAAAAGGCAAAGAUUAAUCCCCUCGUUUAUGGAGGCAUGCAGGUCGGCACCGUCAUUUCCCUGCCAGUGAGCGGCUGGUUGAUCUCCGUGGGGUUCCUCGGGGGGUGGCCCUCCGUCUUCUACGUCUUCGGGGCCCUGGGGAUCCUGUGGGGGAUCCCCUGGUUCCUCCUGACGCACGACAGGCCCGAGAAGCACCCCAGGAUCUCCCAGGCGGAGCUGAGCUACAUCCAGGGACAUCAGGAAACCGUCAAGAAGGCAGAGGUUGUAUCGAUUUCCUGGAGAGAGAUCGCCACCUCUGGUCCUAUGUGGGCGUGUAUUUUCAUGAUGACUGGAGGUAGUUUCGGCUUCUACACGCUGUUAACGGAGCUGCCAACAUACCUCGCCAACAUCCAGCACUUUGAUAUGAAUAGUAGCGGCAUCCUCUCAGCCCUCCCGUACUUAAUCCUCUGGGUCUUCGGCAUCCUCUGGGGGAUCCUCAUGGACAAGCUGUUCUCCAAGGGCGUCUUGUCCAUCAGGGCGGUCAGGAGGCUGUCCACUGCAGUCGCCCACUACCUGCCGGCGAUCGCCCUGCUUGCACUGUGCUUCGUCAACUGCGACUCCACCCUUGCCAUGGUCAUGUUGUGCAUGGCUCUAGGAUUCAGCGGCGCGUCCUACAGCGGGAACGCCCUCUCGGAGCAGGACAUCGCGCCCAACCUGGCGGGGACGCUGCUGGGGAUCACCAACACCUUCGGAUCGGCCACCGGGUUCUUGGCCCCUGCGACCGUCGGGGCCAUCACCAGCGGCAAUCAAGAGUCACUGGCUGCGUGGAGACUCGUGUUCAUCAUCACCGCCCUCAUCUAUGUGGUAACCUGCACGCUGUACAUCUGGCUCAUGUCAGCUGAUGUCCAGCCUUGGAACGAGCCUAAAAGAGAUAGGGAAAGACGGGUGGCGCCAUCUGCAAGCUACGGGUCGAACCAAACACGAUGGUGAACCAGUCCUCGUCGUCACGUGAUCGCUUCCGCUACUUGAACGACCUUCUUCAUCACGAACAUGUUUACUUAAAGGUGUUGUCACGCUACCACUUUUUCCGUCAAUUUUCUGACAAUUUUUUAAACUUAAAUACAAACAUUCUCGAAUAUAACUCUUGAUUCGAGUAUGCUUGGCUGAAA